AGCCCAUCCUGGAGGCAGAGCCAGUAAUUAUCUGAAGGAGGGAACCUCUUCCAGCCUUCCUCCUCAUCUUUUCCUCACGUUGUUUGUUACAGUAAGUUGGAACGGCAGACCUUCCUGAAAACAGACCUACUUUUACUCCAAGAGUCCAGUGCUGGUCAGACCCUUUUUUGCGAAAAUCCAGUCUAGCUUGCUGCAGGCUGACUGACAUUAGUGGCAGGACAAAGCAGGAUGUCCAACAAUAUGGCCAAGAUUGCAGAUGCUAGGAAGACAGUGGAGCAACUGAAACUUGAGGUCAACAUAGAGAGGAUGAUGGUGUCUAAAGCCGCAGCUGAGCUGAUGGCCUACUGUGAAUCUCACGCCAAAGAGGACCCACUGGUGACACCAGUACCUUCCUCAGAAAACCCUUUUCGAGAAAAGAAGCUUUUCUGUGUCAUUCUGUGACCCCUCAGACCCCCAAAGUGGACAUGUAGCACAAAAAUAACUUCUUUUUUUUUUAGGUUUCAGUGCAAAUCAAGGCGGUACUUUUGAGUCGAUCCAUACAAGAGAAAAGGUAGAGACGGCAAUAAAGCUUUAUUAAACAAGGGUGCAAAGUUUAUUUAAACAGCACUGCUGCCUGUACUUGUGCACACAGUUUACUUAUUAACCAAAUAGCAUAUAAAAGCCUUUUAUGCUUAAAGGCUUGUGGACAAUUACAAAAGCAUUUUACAUUUUGCAGUUCUUAUUUUUAAAGAAAAAAUGUAAUAAACUGUGUUUUCCAGCCAGGUGUCUGUGCUUUAAGGUCUUUUUUUUUUAUAUAUAUUGAUAAGCGGAAUAUUUGUGAUCUGCAACCUGUGUUUUAUUAAUUCAAAUUAAAAAAACUGAUAUAAGAAAAAGGU
Messenger RNA from Oryzias latipes (Japanese medaka), 875 nucleotides. RefSeq names its product guanine nucleotide binding protein (G protein), gamma 8 (gene gng8). The record is from RefSeq and is a predicted model, not a curated record. Gene Ontology annotation, cellular component: heterotrimeric G-protein complex. Lineage: Eukaryota; Metazoa; Chordata; Actinopteri; Beloniformes; Adrianichthyidae. Gene Ontology annotation, biological process: G protein-coupled receptor signaling pathway. Gene Ontology annotation, molecular function: G-protein beta-subunit binding.